Molecule: messenger RNA, 1420 nt
Organism: Phragmites australis (common reed)
Lineage: Eukaryota; Viridiplantae; Streptophyta; Magnoliopsida; Poales; Poaceae
Product: 2-oxoglutarate-dependent dioxygenase 11-like
Exons: 4
Coding region: 164-1243 (359 amino acids)
Source: RefSeq, a predicted model, not a curated record
GACGAGGAAUGCAGGCCAUAAAAAUAGAGAAGGUUUAUUUGAGGAAGAUAUUUUUGUGGAAGAAAAUAAUUUGAGGAACAUCUCUCAGGCUACCGAAAAGAGAUCAAAUACCCCAAGAAAGGACGAUCGAGCAUCCGCAGCAGAAGCUCGGGAGGGAAUACCAAUGGCGGAAGCAAGAACCAUUGGGUCUCUCCCGGUGGCUAACGUGCAGGCGCUUGCAGCGACUUGCAACGGGCUUGAUGAACAGGUACCGGAGAGGUACCUCCGCACGGAGGCUAGUUCCGACGAGAUCAUCGCCGGCGAUGACAGUGGUUCGGCAAUUCCGAUCAUCGAUCUCGACAAGUUGCUGGACCCACAGUCAUUGGAAGCGGAGUGCGUGAAGCUGGGAUCUGCCUGUCAGAACUGGGGCAUCUUUCAGCUCGUCAACCAUGGAGUGCCAGAUGAAGUGACUAGAAACCUGAUGAGUGACAUAGCUGAGUUCUUCAAGCUGCCACUUGAAGCCAAGAAGGAAUGCUCACAACAACCUGGCAGUCUUGAAGGCUAUGGCCAAGCAUUUGUUGUGUCCGAGGACCAGAAGCUGGACUGGGCAGACAUGCUGUACCUUCAGGUUCAGCCGAGUGCGUCGCGGGACUUUCGGUUCUGGCCUACUCACCCUGCAUCCUUCAGGCAUUCCGUAAAUGUAUACUCCUCGGAGGCUGCGAAGCUAACGUGUCGCUUGCUGGAGUUCAUGGCUAAGGGCGUGGGCGUGGAGCCGGCGACGCUGCGAGGCGUGUUUGAAGGACAGGGACAGCCUCAGGGCAUGAGAGUGAACUACUACCCGCCGUGCCAGGAUGCUGACCGGGUGCUGGGCCUGUCGCCGCACACCGACCCAGGUGGCCUGACGCUGCUGCUGCAGAUGAACAACGACGUCCAGGGCCUGCAGGUCAAGAAGGACGGCAAGUGGUUCGCCGUGGUCGCUCUCGAUGACGCCAUCAUCGUCAACGUCGGCGAUGUGCUCGAGAUCUUGAGUAAUGGGAAGUUCAGAAGUGUUGAGCAUAGGGCCGUGAUACACCCAAACAAAGAGCGGAUUUCUGUGGCAAUGUUCCACUAUCCUUGCCAGAAUCUGAUGCUUGGCCCUCUGCCGGAGUUCGUGAAAGGCGACAAAAUGCGGUACAGAUCGACGAGUUACCAGGAUUUCUUUAUGCAAUAUUUGGCAGCAAAGCUUGAUGGAAGGGACCACCUAGAGAGACUGAUGCUGGAGUAGUAGCUUAUCUAUGGUUGGAGGGAGGUGAGCAACCCUCUUCUAUGCCGUGUCCUACCGAUUAUAUUCCUUUUCAUAUCAGUCUGUAAUACGUUAUCUUGUCUGUGAUAAUGACUCAACAACUCAUGAUUGUAUGGAUGAUGUUGUUAUAGUAUUCUAAUAGUCACGUAAUUUCCGUUA